This is a messenger RNA of Cyphellophora attinorum, 1899 nucleotides long. RefSeq lists its product as uncharacterized. The record is from RefSeq and is a predicted model, not a curated record. Gene Ontology annotation, biological process: protein polyubiquitination. Gene Ontology annotation, molecular function: protein binding. The transcript has a single exon. Lineage: Eukaryota; Fungi; Ascomycota; Eurotiomycetes; Chaetothyriales; Cyphellophoraceae. Bases 1 to 1899 code for a protein of 632 amino acids.
AUGAAGACCGCAAUAGACCUGCCGGACGAGAUCUGGCAGCCAAUACUGGAAUACCUUACCCCACGCGACUCCGUCGCCCUCCAGUGCGUCUCGAAACGCUUCCUCCGACUUGCACGAGAUAACAAGUUGUGGCGGCGGAAGUGCUUCGAGAAGAGGCCCAAUGCAGGCAACAGAGCCUACAGCCAUCGAGACCCUGCAGUCUGGGAUCCUUCAGCUCCAGGCGAGGAUGUUAACUGGUACGACGAAUACAUAGCCCGCCAUGCACCGUUGCACACCGUUUGGAGCGAGGGCACUGGUUCAGAGUCCCACGAGAUUCUCGGCGUGGCCGUCGAUGAACAUUCAGAGCGCGCCGUUGGCUGGCAGGAAGAUGGAAGCAUACUCAUAUGGGACAUUCGCGAGCAAGAACUGGGCGGACGCAGGAUCCAACGCGUUGCGAAUAGCAGCACGGGAGUGCUCUUCGCUACAAAUGCAGCACAGUCGUCCACGUCGUCUGGGUCCCGAUCCUUCACAAGUCCAACCGAGUCCAUUGCUUUGGAUUUUCGCCAAAAUCGAGCCUAUAUCGCCGUUGGUCCCAACCUGAACGAAGUUGAUCUGGAGACACUGCAGGUCAUAUCACAACAAGAGUAUGCCUGGUCGAUCACUGCUCUGUCCCAACAUCAGACAUCUGAUCUGCCACUGUCAGUCGGCACUUUGUAUAGUCUACAUCUUUACGACCCGCGCAUGACUUUCCGAGAUCGCUCGCGUUCGCCGGAAGACAUGAUGCGACCAACGCCGGGCGAGCCAGAGAACUCGAUUGCAUUCCUACCGAAUCACGCUAAAUUCGACCGGUUCCGCGAGCGAAAGGCUCUCCAAAAUUGGGCUCCUUCGCAACAAAACGCGCACUUAGACUACUCAGCGCCUCGCCAUGGUCGAGGAGGAGGCAGUCAUGCCUACGCUCAAGUAGAGCCCGGCCCACUAUCUAUCCUACACUACGAGCAGCACGAGAUCUUUCUCGCCGGCCGCUUUCCUAGCAUCCUAUCCUAUGACAGGAGAUACUUCCCUCGCCUUCAAUACGUGGUCCACUCAGGAGCAACCCUGUCGUCGCUGACGAGCGUACCGUACGCGCCGAAACCCGCGCAGGGAGGACAAGCUACCCUCAUCGCAGCUGGCGAAUACAAGGGUCGUGGCUCGCUUGAGUUGUAUUCUCUGCCGUAUGCGACAGGCCAGCCGACCGCAGCGGCAGCGUCUACGGACGUGGACGAGAUGAUCAAUGCUGCAGCUGACGCUGAAACUGCUGAGGACGAUAAUGUGAGGAAUGUUGAUAUCACCCACACCGAUACAUUCAAGAACAACAUCGUCAACUUCAUGUCCCGCUCCCCCUACAGCUACAAAAAUCGCCAAGACGCCGCCCCUGCCAAAAUUCUCUCCGUCGCAACACAAGGCACACGCAUCGUCUUCUCCGACGCCAACGGGUGUGUGCACUGGAAAGAGCGCGACAGUCGGGAGCUUGUGAGGAGGUGGAAUAUCAACGACGCUUCGUCACACGCUCCUUCCGCUCCACAAGAGCCAUCUCUUGCUGCGACCAAUGGCGCACGCAGGACUAGUACCAAUAGCGGCGCUGAUCGGGAGGAAGAGCUCGUCGUGCGCAAACUCGUCCCUCUGAGUUACUCCUCGUCGUCCAGCACCAAGCAUGACAUCCUCCUCCAUACCCCGGCUAAGCUUUGCAUCCUCACCACGCAGCCCCAAUACGCCGACCAUGAGACCCUAGCCCGGUCAUUUGAGGCACAGCUGUCCACCGAAAGCAGCGAGGCGGAGGAGGAGAGAGAGCGGGCGGAGGAGUACGCACGGGAGAUGCGGCGAGCGCUAGAACGGCAGGCUGAUGAACGAAUCUGGAUGGGACGCUUUCGGUUGCGGGGUUAG